AUGGCAAGCUCCCUCACUACCCUGGUCUCGGGUUCCGACAUCUCUCUCACCACCCGUGAAGCCCUCUCCGGAAUCUUUGGAUCAAUCUCGCUCGCCUGCUGGAUUUUUCUCCUCGUGCCUCAACUAAUCGAGAACUACCGCAAUUCUUCCUCCGAGGCAAUCAGUCUCGCCUUUAUUUUCGUGUGGUUCUUGGGCGAUAUCUGCAACCUCGCAGGUGCGCUCUGGGCUGGUCUGGUGCCAGUUGUGACCGCUAUCGGGGUUUACUUCUGCAUCGCCGAUGGCGUCCUUAUCGCUCAAUGCCUCUACUACGGCAUUGUGAACAAGAGGCGGGAAGGAAGAGCGUUGCUAGAUGGACAAGCCUCGUCGUCCAGUGGAGGAGCGCACCACCCCGGCGACGAUGACCACAACGACGAAGAGGAGCCCCUCCUGAAGCGUACUCGAACCAACAGCAUCACGAUCCCCGGCUCUGCGAAUACGAGACGACAUAGUAGUCACAGUGUGCGACGGAGGAGAAGCAGCCUGGCACAAACCGAUCAGCUUGCAAAGAUACUGGAGGAAAGUGACGAGUCUGGUACCCGGCUUUGGUUCAAAAACGUGAUGAGCGUGCUGGCCAUUGUCGUUGUGGGCGCAGCGGGCUGGGCUCUUGCAUAUGAAUCAGGAGCGUGGAAGCCGUCACCCACGUCCAGAGAUAGCAACCAAGAAGAAAUAGCUCCUGGGGCGCAGAUUCUGGGGUAUCUUAGUGCCGUGGCGUAUUUGGGCGCCAGGAUCCCUCAAAUUGUCAAGAAUGCCAGAGAGAAAAGCUGUGAAGGUCUUUCGCUAUUGUUUUUUGUCCUCUCCCUCAUGGGUAAUGCCACCUACGGUGCAGGGAUCCUCUUCCACUCUACCGACCGUGCCUAUGUCCAAAAGAACCUCCCUUGGCUUAUCGGCAGCUUGGGCACUAUGGCGGAAGAUGUUAUGAUUUUUGCCCAGUUCCACAUGUACCGAGAACGGGAGAAAUCACGGUCUGAUGAAGCUGUGUUCUGA
This is a messenger RNA of Capronia epimyces CBS 606.96, 1023 nucleotides long. RefSeq lists its product as uncharacterized. The coding region runs from base 1 to 1023 and encodes 340 amino acids. The record is from RefSeq and is a predicted model, not a curated record. The transcript is spliced from 2 exons. Lineage: Eukaryota; Fungi; Ascomycota; Eurotiomycetes; Chaetothyriales; Herpotrichiellaceae. Gene Ontology annotation, cellular component: fungal-type vacuole membrane. Gene Ontology annotation, biological process: basic amino acid transmembrane export from vacuole.